Messenger RNA from Xenia sp. Carnegie-2017, 790 nucleotides. RefSeq lists its product as uncharacterized. NCBI's taxonomy places the organism in Eukaryota, Metazoa, Cnidaria, Anthozoa, Malacalcyonacea, Xeniidae. The transcript has 4 exons. The coding region runs from base 133 to 573 and encodes 146 amino acids. The record is from RefSeq and is a predicted model, not a curated record.
UUUUACAAGUAUUCACAGAGCGAUCGUCAUGCACACGCUGUAGAAAGUCUCUGUUGUUUGUUCCUUCGUAUUUGUGUGGUUGUAUUUAUUCUUCCCGCUCAAACAUCAAGUCAAUUAAUUCUUGUGGUAAAAAUGGCCGAAGAAGUAGCUAAGGUUGCGGAAGAAGUGGCCGCUAAGGAAGGAGAGGCACAACUCGAAAAGAAUGGCGAUGUUUCUGUCAAGACCAGAGCUCAGAAGAAAGAACUUUCUGAAACGAAGGCGGCAGAAGAAACAAACGAGCCAAAAACCGCUGAAACAUCAAAAGAUGAUGGUAAAAGCUCAGAUGAAAAAGACGGAGGAAAGACUUCAGCUGAAGCGGCCUCAUCGGACAAGAAUGGAGAACAACACGAAACUAACGGAGAAGUCGACUCGUCCAAAAAUGGCGCGGAAACAGCUGACAAAGACGAAGAAACAAAAGCGGCUGUGAAACGAACGCACACGAAGGACGACAAAGCCAAGGAUGGCGAAGAAAGUCUAAAGAAAAAGAAACCUGACGAGGAAGCAGAACCAGCUCCUGAGGAAGCAAAAGCUUAAACAAUGGACGUUUCCAGUUUUACAGAAAAAAGUCUUAAUAUAUGAGCAGUUAACAUCAUACUAUAGGCUAUGCAAAGCUAUUGCUCAAUGUUCAACUGACAGUUUUAUAAUGAGUUUCUUAAUUUCUUAUUCUUUCAUGUGUUGUGUACAUAUAGCAACUCGACUUAUGCAUGUAUAGACGUUCAAUGUGAAAUAUUUUGGUUUGAGCAAAGCUAAA